Messenger RNA from Pochonia chlamydosporia 170, 948 nucleotides. RefSeq names its product bZIP transcription factor domain-containing protein. Lineage: Eukaryota; Fungi; Ascomycota; Sordariomycetes; Hypocreales; Clavicipitaceae. Bases 1 to 948 code for a protein of 315 amino acids. The transcript is spliced from 2 exons. The record is from RefSeq and is a predicted model, not a curated record.
AUGACGGACGCAAAUGACAAAGACCUCCAUCUUCGACGAGAGCGCGGCCGCAAAGCCCAAGCCGCUUUCCGGAAGCGAAAAGCCCAGCAAACACAGCAAUUAGCAGAGGAAAACUACCAGCUCGUACAAGGGAUCAAUCACAUCAUCGGGACUAUUCACGGCGAUGAACGGCCUGAGUUGCUAGCCGCCAUCAGCAACGUAUCAGAUUUCGCACAGCUAACAUCAACGCCUACACCACAACCGCCUACAGAUACAAAAUAUCACAACAGAAACUCACUUCCUUCUGCAUCCUUUAUAUCCGCAACACCAGACCGCCUCACCAAUAUAUGGCUCAACCCCCUCCAAUACAGCAGAAUAUCCCUUCCCCCCACCGACAUAAUCGCCUACCUGGGCACCAAGUCAAAAACCUUAGCCGGCAGCCUCUUCUGGUCGAUGCUGGAACACAGCCAAACAACCUGCACGCGAGACCAUGCCUCCCCGGCAGUCCUCAUCCGACGAGGACUAUCGCACUCAAAGUCCAUAAGCGAGAUAGACACCUCGUUUAUACAGGCCAUGAUCAGCGCAAGAGUAGAGUAUAAGCACAAGGGGUCAAUCUCACCGAAAUAUGCGCCAGCCGCGGAAGCCGAUCUCCCAAUUGUGGUGCAUAAGCGUGUAGAGCUUGACUAUCGGGAGAUGGGCAAGGAUCCCGACUCGUGGUUGUCAUGUUUAGGGAUACAAGAGCGCUUGAGACGGGUAGCGGGGGAAUCGGCUUUGAGAGUCGCUGAGGCUGCUGCGUUGGGUGAAGGGGAAGACGGCUUGGUUGGCGUGAUGGAUCGUGCCAAGUGUAGGCUUUAUGAUACGGCUGUUUGUUUUGGGGAUGGGCCGAGGUGGGAUGCUGGAGUUGUGGAUGGGAUAUUGGUUGAGGUGUUGGGGGGUUUGGUGAGGUAUGUCUUUGGAAACCAUUUGUAG